AUGAAAGCUAAAUUCUCGUGCUUUUUUUCAGAUCUUUUCUUCUAUUUCUUCUUUAGCUGUGCUCGACUGGUAUCCUGUCUCUUCUCGGUUUUCUUCUCUCUCUUCUUCAAGAUUUUAAAAAGCUAUCUUCAAUUCUUCCGCUGGUCGUGUCCUUAUUAUACAACUCUACGCCUAUUACUUAGUGUCACCGUCUCGCAGACCACCCUUCGCCUCUUCCAAGAGCCGUUCCACCCGAAUCACACCAAGACAUACCGACUACCCGAACAGAUCGACAAGAUGGUCAACCGCUACAUCUUCGCCGUUGCCGGCCUGGCCGCUCAGCUCAACGCUCUGCCCUUGAACAUCAACUUGGGCGCUUAUUCACCUGCCUUGGUGGUGGGUGAUGGUGAAAUUUCAUUUGGCGGUAGAAACGACGUCUCCCAGUUGAUGAAUGUACUGGAGGGCGCCGCAGUUAAUGCUGCUCAAGGUGCUGCGAAUGCUCCGGCCGCCGCCCCUGCCGCUCCCGCGGCACCUGCUACCCCGGCCGCCCCUCAGCAGCCUGCUCAGCAAGCCGCUGCUUCAGUCGGAGGUGCUACGCCGGUGACUGCUUCGUCCGCGGACAACCAGAUCAACGAGGCCCAAGCCAUUGCAGCCCUCCAAGGAAUGGGCAAGGAGAUCGCUCCCCGUGUACAGCUUACCAAAGCCCGUCCCGCCGAGAAGCGCGAUCUCUCCGGUUUCGAUCGCGCUCUGAAGUACGCCGAGGCUGCCCUCACUAAGGGACCCAAGAUCCAGCUUGGCACUGGUCAGGAGGGCUCUGGUGUCGGCAUGAUCGUCGACAACAAUCAGCAAGCAGCAGCUCGUCCUGGAACCGGAGGCGCCGCUGAGGCCGCACCCGCUACCCCCGCUGCACCCCGCCCUGCCGGCGCUAUUGUUGCUCAGCAGAAGGUCAAGGCCCGCUCCGACGAGGCCCAGCAGCCCCCUCGCCGCCGUGCCAAGGUCACCACCAUGUACGUUCGCUCCGGCGUUCCUGCUGGCGUCGAGAUGACCCCUGAGAAGCUCGUUGCCCGCGAUCCUUCCGCCCCCGUUUCCCAAGUCGUCCCAGCCACCAACAACAACGUUGUCAAGCGCGCAGUUGAGGAGCUUAACUCACGAGGCGUCAGCGGCGGCGCCAUUGACACCGUCAACCUGAAUGUCAGCGGUGAGGGCGUCACCAUGACCUUUGUCGAGACUCAGGCCGACGAUGUGGAGGACGAGCAGUAG
This is a messenger RNA of Colletotrichum lupini, 1239 nucleotides long. RefSeq lists its product as uncharacterized. The transcript has 3 exons. NCBI's taxonomy places the organism in Eukaryota, Fungi, Ascomycota, Sordariomycetes, Glomerellales, Glomerellaceae. The coding region runs from base 1 to 1239 and encodes 412 amino acids. The record is from RefSeq and is a predicted model, not a curated record.